AUGAACAAGGCUUUUCAAAGAAAGCAUUCAGACAAUAGUAUUCUCAAAGGCAAAACACAGCAUAACACUCAACAACGAAGUCCAUUGAGUACAAAAGAAAAUGAUAUCAAAUUUAAAUAUCCUGAAGUUCUUCGUCGAAAAGAAUCCAAACCUUUGUAAGUACAAACCAAUUAAUCAGACAUGAGAUCUCCAAGUGCAUAAUCUACAUAAUCUCCAAUUAAUAAGAGCAUUCUCAUUACUCAUAGAUCUCAAUCAAUGUUUUAAGAUGCAUAAUACAUUGAUUAUAUUAUCACAAACAAAGAAGUGAAUCAAUUUCUUAAAAAACACUUCCUACAUGAACAUAUGCAUACAAAUAGUUCCAGAAAUACAAAUACUAAAUUGAUUUGUGAUUCUUGGGAUAAAGUGCCUGUAACCUACUUUAUUAAAGCUCUAUUUAAUGAGUAUCCUGAAAUCAUAGAGGAUCAUCAUUUAAAUGAAAAAUUGAACAUAAAAUUGAAAACUCUCAUAAAAGAUUUGAUAUCUGAAGAUGGACAAGUCUUAUCAUUGAAUAAACUAUAAAUCCAUACUCGUCAUUUAGGAUUGCUGGGAUUGUUGCUGACUGCUCUCAGAGACAUUCAAGAUGCACCUACUGUCAAUCAUAAUACUCCUCAUAAUUAAUCUAUCUCACAUGAAUAGGAAAUCUCUACUACUUAAUAACAAUAACAAUAGAAGUUUCAUAAGAUGGCUUCAGAUAUGGCAUAAUCAGCUGAAAAUAGAAUUAAUGAAUUGGUUAAUCUGAAAUUGCAAUAAUUCACAGUCAAACAAAAAGAAUUAGAAAAAUAGAUUUAAUAAUUGAAAUAGAAGGCAACUGAAAACUUUGAUCUGUUCUAACAUGAAGCCAAAAACAAAUAAGUGAUCAACAAUCUAACCUAAUAAUUACAAUAAAAAGAUCAAAUAAUUGCAGAUCUAGAAUAAAAACUCAUUAAGAAAUGGAUGAACUCAUCAAUCGAAGAAGAAAUGCAUGCGAAUAAGAUUACCUAGCCAAAAGCAUCUCCAAUCAAAAUUUAGAGUCCAAGCCAAUCUCCCUUUUAAUGA
Molecule: messenger RNA, 1074 nt
Organism: Paramecium tetraurelia
Lineage: Eukaryota; Ciliophora; Oligohymenophorea; Peniculida; Parameciidae
Exons: 3
Source: RefSeq, a predicted model, not a curated record